Messenger RNA from Rhodamnia argentea, 692 nucleotides. RefSeq lists its product as uncharacterized. Bases 111 to 692 code for a protein of 193 amino acids. The record is from RefSeq and is a predicted model, not a curated record. Lineage: Eukaryota; Viridiplantae; Streptophyta; Magnoliopsida; Myrtales; Myrtaceae. The transcript is spliced from 2 exons.
AUGGUUUUAUUGAUCGGGGAAAUAGGCAUAGAGAUAAGUGAUAAAUAGGUAAGGCUCGCGACUCUUCUUCAUCUUCAUCGUCAUCGUCUAGACUAAGACGCAGAAGAGGCAUGGCAAUGUCGAGCGGUGGUGUUGGCCUUCUGGGCUCUGCAGCUGCCCUCUUGGGUAGUCCUGUAGCUGGGACGUCGAUGCGUGGUCAUACAAAUGUCGCCAUGUGGAGUUGUCCUCUUCCUCCUUCUUUUCACCAUUGCGGCCUCCGAAAGCACUCCUCUUCUCUAUCUUCUCCUCCACCUUCUCCUCCUUUUGUGAUGGCCGUGGCCGCUACCGACUCCUCCAAUCAGGUCAGCCCGACCCAGCAGCCGUCCGACUCUAAGAGCAGCAAGUACCACUUCGGGGUUGCGAAUGCCAAAUUCAUGCUGGAGGAGGAGGAGCACUUCCAGGAGCUUCUCUUCGAGCGCCUCCGCAACUACGGCGACCGCAACAAAGAGCAGGACUUCUGGCUUGUCAUCGAGCCCAAGUUCCUCGACAACUUCCCCAAUAUCACCAAGCGACUGCGCCGGCCCGCUGUCGCUCGUCUCCACCAACGCUACCUGGAUCACGUGAGCGCAUUUUCUACUUUGAAUUGCGAAACUCAUGCCUUUCUGGGAUUUUGCCUUGUGAUGUUGUCGCGACCUACAAUUAGAAAACCUUAG